This is a messenger RNA of Canis lupus familiaris (dog), 6552 nucleotides long. RefSeq names its product diacylglycerol kinase beta (gene DGKB). The record is from RefSeq and is a predicted model, not a curated record. Gene Ontology annotation, biological process: diacylglycerol metabolic process; intracellular signal transduction; lipid phosphorylation. NCBI's taxonomy places the organism in Eukaryota, Metazoa, Chordata, Mammalia, Carnivora, Canidae. Gene Ontology annotation, cellular component: plasma membrane. The transcript has 26 exons. Gene Ontology annotation, molecular function: ATP-dependent diacylglycerol kinase activity; calcium ion binding. The coding region runs from base 501 to 2912 and encodes 803 amino acids.
AUUGUCGGGGACUGGUGGGCUGCAGGCAGCCUGUGCUGCUGCCUGGGAGUCGAUUUCCAUCUUUCAGACACUAGUUAGAAUGGGCCGUGCGUGGUGGAAGGGGGUGGAAGUCGAGGGGAGGAGAUGCUGCGAGCGGAGUUCUUGACGCUCCACUCCUCCGGGAAGCCGAGCCGUGUGGCCGCCUUCCUCCCGAGCAGGGAGCGUGUGAGCUGGAAGGGAUCCUGAGAGCUGGCUGGUCCCAGGUCCCCUCCGGAAAAGCGGCUGCCCUCGCUUCGGAGAUGCGCCCAGCCUUCGCCUGCAUCACACUGCAGUCUUUAAUGUAUUAUUGAAACUACAAACUCCCAUCCACAGUGGUUUCAUGUUGACAGAUUGCAUAUUUUGAGAGCUUGAGAUAUUUUAUAAUGAAACAUGCCAUGUGGAAACUUUGAAGCAUAGAAUCCUGCCAAACACCUGAAUAAAGAAUUCCUCACCUGGUAUGUAAGAGACUUCUCACUACCACCAUGACAAACCAGGAGAAGUGGGUCCACCUCAGCCCCUCAGAAUUUUCCCAACUUCAGAAAUAUGCUGAGUAUUCCACAAAGAAAUUAAAGGAUGUUCUUGAAGAAUUCCAUGGUAACGGCGUGCUUGCAAAGUAUAAUCCUGAAGGGAAACAAGACAUUCUUAACCAAACAAUAGAUUUUGAAGGUUUCAAGCUAUUUAUGAAGACAUUCUUGGAAGCAGAACUUCCCGAUGAUUUCACAGCACACCUUUUCAUGUCAUUUAGCAACAAAUUUCCUCAUUCUAGUCCAAUGGUAAAAAGUAAACCUGCUCUCCUUUCAGGAGGUCUGAGAAUGAAUAAAGGUGCCAUCACCCCUCCCCGUACUUCUCCUGCAAAUACGUGUUCCCCAGAAGUAAUCCAUCUGAAGGACAUUGUCUGUUAUCUGUCUCUCCUUGAAAGAGGAAGACCUGAGGAUAAACUCGAGUUUAUGUUUCGUCUCUAUGAUACAGAUGGGAAUGGCUUCCUGGACAGCUCGGAGCUAGAAAAUAUCAUCAGUCAGAUGAUGCAUGUGGCAGAGUACCUGGAGUGGGAUGUCACUGAACUUAAUCCAAUCCUCCAUGAAAUGAUGGAAGAAAUUGACUAUGAUCAUGACGGAACAGUUUCUCUGGAGGAAUGGAUCCAAGGAGGAAUGACAACAAUUCCACUUCUUGUCCUGCUAGGCUUGGAAAAUAACGUGAAAGAUGAUGGACAGCAUGUGUGGCGACUCAAGCACUUUAACAAACCUGCCUACUGCAAUCUUUGCCUGAACAUGCUGAUCGGCGUGGGGAAGCAGGGCCUCUGCUGUUCCUUUUGCAAGUACACAGUCCAUGAGCGCUGUGUGGCUAGAGCGCCUCCUUCUUGCAUCAAGACUUAUGUGAAGUCCAAGAAGAACACUGAUGUCAUGCAUCAUUACUGGGUUGAAGGUAACUGCCCAACCAAAUGUGAUAAGUGCCACAAAACGGUUAAAUGUUACCAGGGCCUGACAGGACUGCAUUGUGUUUGGUGUCAGAUCACACUGCAUAAUAAAUGUGCUUCUCAUCUCAAACCUGAAUGUGACUGCGGACCUUUGAAGGACCAUAUUUUGCCACCCACCACAAUCUGUCCAGUAGUGCUGCAGACUCUGCCCACUUCAGGAGUUUCAGUCCCUGAGGAAAGACAAGCAACAGUGAAAAAGGAAAAAGGUGGUUCCCAGCAGUCAAACAAAGUGAUAGAUAAGAACAAAAUGCAAAGAGCCAACUCUGUGACGGUGGAUGGGCAAGGCUUACAGAUUACUCCUGUUCCUGGUACUCAUCCGCUUUUAGUUUUCGUGAACCCCAAAAGUGGUGGGAAGCAAGGAGAGCGAAUUUAUAGAAAAUUCCAAUAUCUACUAAAUCCUCGUCAGGUUUACAGUCUUUCUGGGAAUGGACCAAUGCCAGGGUUAAACUUUUUCCGUGAUGUUCCUGAUUUCAGAGUGUUAGCCUGUGGUGGAGAUGGAACCGUGGGGUGGAUUUUGGACUGCAUAGAAAAGGCUAAUGUUGUCAAGCAUCCUCCAGUUGCUAUUCUGCCUCUUGGGACCGGCAAUGAUCUAGCAAGAUGCCUGCGAUGGGGAGGAGGUUAUGAAGGUGAGAAUCUGAUGAAAAUCCUAAAAGACAUUGAAAACAGCACAGAAAUCAUGUUGGACAGGUGGAAGUUUGAAGUCAUACCUAAUGACAAAGAUGAGAAGGGAGACCCAGUGCCUUACAGUAUCAUCAAUAAUUACUUUUCCAUUGGCGUGGAUGCUUCCAUUGCACACAGAUUCCACAUCAUGAGAGAAAAACACCCAGAAAAAUUCAACAGUAGAAUGAAGAACAAAUUUUGGUAUUUUGAGUUUGGCACAUCUGAAACUUUCUCAGCCACCUGCAAGAAGCUACAUGAAUCUGUAGAAAUAGAAUGUGAUGGAGUACAAAUAGAUUUAAUAAAUAUCUCCCUGGAAGGAAUUGCUAUUUUGAAUAUACCAAGUAUGCAUGGUGGAUCCAAUCUUUGGGGAGAGUCUAAGAAAAGACGAAGCCAUCGCCGAAUAGAGAAAAAAGGGUCUGACAAAAGGACCACACUCACAGAUGCGAAAGAGUUGAAGUUUGCAAGUCAGGAUCUGAGUGAUCAGCUGCUGGAGGUGGUCGGCUUGGAAGGAGCCAUGGAGAUGGGACAAAUAUACACAGGUCUGAAAAGUGCUGGGAGGCGGCUGGCUCAGUGCUCCUCUGUGCUCAUCAGGACUAGCAAGUCUCUGCCAAUGCAGAUCGAUGGAGAACCAUGGAUGCAGACCCCAUGCACAAUAAAAAUUACACACAAGAACCAAGCCCCAAUGCUGAUGGGUCCUCCUCCAAAAACCGGGUUGUUCUGCUCCCUCGUCAAAAGGACAAGAAACCGAAGCAAGGAAUAAACCUGUCUCAUUUUAUUCUUAGAGAUCUAAUUAGCAUAAUUGGGCCAUGGAAACUUAUGCUGGAAAUCUUUGAACCAUUUCAAUUCUCUUGCUCACGCAAAAUCAUAAAAUUGGUUUAACAGUUUUUGUUACUGAGCUAAUGUACAAUUCAGCUAUUAGAAAAUUUGUCUCAGUUUUUAUAGGCAUCUUUGCAUGAAGAAGGCAGAAGUUUACAUGAAGUGGUACUGCAUAUUUUUGUUGCAUGCAUUCCCAUAGAUUUUUAUGUCUCCCACUCAUUCCUCCCUCAGUUUCCAUUUGCUACCCUAUGAGAGAAAUCUGUGAAACAUAAAGGAAAUACCAUGGGAAAGCUAAUUCUCUGUGUGAUUCCAAUUAUUGAUAAGCACUAAUCAGUAUUGCUACAAUGAUCAUAACCACAGAUUGUGAUACUUUUCCCUUUUAAAUUCAGUGUAUCAGUGAUCUUUGAACUAUGACUUGAAGAGAAACUUUUACUAGGAAGGCUUUAUUAAAUAGUUGACUACAACACCUUGCUGUAUCUAAAUAGUUUUUCUUCAACAUCUUAAUGCUUCUGAGUGGAAUAUAAAAUAUCAGGUAUAAAGUUUUCUUGUGCUAAAAAAAUAGAAAGUGAUUUUUAUUUUGUUUCAUUUUGUUUCUCAUUCCUGAAAUAAGUGAAAACAGAAACAAGUUACUUGGCAGCAAAGUGUGGUAAUAUGACAAGCCUUAUUCCUUUCUGCAUGUAGAUCUAGAAGAAAAUUCAUAACCACACCAGUAACCAAAUAUAUUUUUGAAACUAUGUGCCUAAUAUACUAUUUCCCACCAAAGAUUCAGAACAAGAUGUUUGAGAGAAAUGGGUUAAUGUAUAAUUAAUUAGCAUUGUGGAGAAAAUGUAUUGUUCUCAUGAUUAAUUUUUUAAUGACUUAAACUCUGGAAGAGAGUGAAUUACCCAUUAUAACUAAAAUUGUCACCUUAUGCAGACAAUAGGCCAUACAACACAAUCAAAGCUCAAUCGCUGAUUUCUUGCUUUUUUUGGGUCUUUUAUAAAUAUAGGUAUCUGUAAUUUUUAAUGGAUCAGUUAAGUGCACUUGAGAAAGUAAAUGAUUGUAUCAGUUUUGUUCUAGUAUAAAUUGAUACCUCUAAGGACUAUUAAGCUCACUGAAGCCAAUCAUGCAUGCAUUUAGUCCUCUCCCAUGUCUAUACCACUCCCAUCUCUACGACAUUUCGAAUGUUUAUUUGGAAAUGUUGGUCCAGAUCAUUGUUUACAGUAUUCAUGGUAUGGUUGGAGUCUCUGUUGAAAGAAAUCAUGGAAUAUGUACUUUUCUUAGUGUUUCAUUAAAUUUAUGUGAUAAGAUGAAAUGCUAUUCUUGGCAGUUUGAGUAUUGUUCACUCAUAUUGACCUGCAUCUCAUCAUUGCAUGUUUUAUGUUUUUAAACAUGCCAUAAGGAAAACAAGUGCUUGAAAUGCAUGAUUUAUUAGUUUUUCCCUCCACUCUGCAUUAAAGUACUAAUGAUUUAUCAGUUCUGUUUUUCUAUUGAUUCAUUCAUCUUUGAAUAACAAAUAGCAUUUAGUGAUUCUGUUGAACACAGUCCUGUGCAUGGAUUUAUGGAUUUCAAGUGAAAUUGCUAUAAUUUUUGUUCUUUGGUUUGAAAACUCAACUGAAUGCUGUUAUAUCAAAUAGCUACUCUCAAGCAAUGUACUAUAAUGGAAGAUUUUGUAUAAAGCGUAUUAUUUUAGUGUUCCAGGAACAUUAGAUGGUAAAUAUCAAUCAACAAUAAGUUUAAUUGCUUUGAAAAUAAAAGCUUUUGAAUAAAAUUAAGACAUAAUUUAGCAUUCCCAGGAAAAUUAUCAUUACAAUUGCAAAUGUAGCACAGCAAUCACUUGCCCUAGUAUAAUAAAAAAAAAAAAAAGUUAUUUGGCAGCACAGUAAUCUGGAGCAAAAGAAAUCUCUAAACAGUAACAAAUGCAUUACUGACAUAAUGUUACAUAACACACACAUUGAUUUUGUGUAUCUAUGGUUACAGGUAAUAAAUAUUUUUACAUAAAUUGACAAAAUUUUCUACAAUGGGCCGGCAGGCUUUGUAUCAAAACAUAUUCUGAAGCCACAAAUUAUUUUAUGUUCAGUACACAUACAAUUAUGUCUUGGCUACCUUUUAUAGUAUGUAGUGUGAAGGCAGCAACAGUUUGUGAAUCAUUCUUAACAAUCUGUGCAGUAGAAAGCUGUUGAAGAGACAGUGGGAUGGGACAAAUCAAACACCCUGCCUAUCAGAUUUCCAUAGUUGAAAUAAAGGGAUGCAGCUUUACUUCAGUGUAGCUACGUAACUAUAAUUAGUGAUAAUAGUAGUUACAUUUUUCAGUCAGAAUUCAUUGGUACAAAUAAUAAAUGUUCAAAUAGGAAUCAAAUGUUACUGUCUUCAACUCAUUUUCUAAAGAUACUGAUGUGCUUGCCCUCCAAAUACACUACUCCUGGGGUUUGGAAAGUAGUUUUUAAAAACCUGACUUUGAUGGUUUUAAAAAUCAGAGAAGAUAUUCUUUCCAUUUUUAUGACAGCUUCAAGUGAAGAAUAUAUAUUUUAAGGAAAAUUCUCAAAGGAAAGUUCUAUGGUAUAUUAAAAUAUUGAAUAAUGAAUGUUAGCUUUUCAAGAUGGAAUUUUUUCUUCUCUGUGUGUGGGUGCGUUGUUGAGUCAACCUCUUUUAAAUAUAGUAGAAAUUGUAGUAUAAAGUUUUAAGUAGAUGAAACUCUAAAGUAAAAAAUUAACACUGGACUUGCAGGGGACAGAGGAACAGGGGAAAAGAGAUAGGCUUUUUGCUAAACAGUGCAAUACACCAAGUUGAUACACACUCCAGAAGAAUCUUGGGCGGAUCAGCCAUGCUUCCAAUAGGAAUGGACAUGUCUAUAUGGACCCAGAAAUUUUAAAGGACAUAAAUGUAUUUUUCCACAUACAUAUGUAUACCAUGAGUAUUUGAAGCAAAAAGUGCUGGUCAGAUUAUUUGUGGAGAAAGGAGGCAUCUUGUAGAAGGUGAAUAAAAGCAAACUUUUAAAACAGUUUUCAUGUUUAAACUAUCUAUGUGAUUAUAGCCAUAACAAAGCAGAAGGCUCAGAUGUUUAGUGUAGUCUACUGCAGGUAGAAAUUUAAAUCCGAUGAAUUGUGUAUAUGUUUCUGCAUUUUGUUCUUUUUUUCUGUUUUAGGGGGAUGGGAAAUAAUUGCAGCUUUCAAGGAAGAAUCUGUGUUGAAUCUCAGACUGUAUUCUAUUUUGAAUGAGACAAAACUUUUAAAUGGUUCCAUUCCUUUUUGUGUCAGUUUGUUGUUUAUUGUUUAUAAAAAGGAAAAUGUACCUUUCAUGGCACAUAUAACCCCCAAACAAUUAUUCAAAUACAGUAUGUAUAUUCUAAACUAAACAAUGAAGCCCUUGUAAUAUAUGUUAAGGAUGUAAAAUUUAAAUAAAUAAAUAAACAAAUAAAACCCGCAAAAGAGCUUUUAUUUUGUGACAGGCAGAAAUCACCCCUUUUGUCUCCCAACUAUAUUACAUUCUAUUUAGGUAAAAUUUGAACAAACUCACGUUGAAGGAUUCUAUACAUCCUUAUUGUGGUUUUAAAAAAAAAAGGAAUUCACUUCGUUACAGUACCUUAUUAUUUUUUAGAAGGUGUU